AUGUCUGGUGAAAUGGAAGUCGAUCCUCCUGUCGCGGAGGAGCAAGCCCCCGAACAGACGAGCAAUGGUGGCACCGAUGCCCGAACGCAAUCCAACGCUGUUGCCGUACGCAGUAUUGAAGGGUGGAUUGUGAUUGUAACAAACAUCCAUGAGGAAGCGUCAGAAGAAGAUGUGACCGACCUUUUCGCCGAGUAUGGCCCGAUUAAGAACUUCAGCCUGAACCUCGACCGCCGGACGGGUUACGUGAAGGGAUACGCAUUGAUUGAAUACUCAACGCUCCCCGAAGCCGCUGAGGCCAUUAAGGGACUGAAUGGCUCCAAGUUGCUUGACCAGACCCUCGAAGUCGACUACGCAUUUGUUCGACCACCGCCAUCCAACAAGGGGAAGGGCGGAGGAAGAGGAGGCGGUCGUGGAGGAAGAAACCGCAGCAGGAGCCGCGACCGAAGCCGCAGUCCCGGUGCUGAGAACGAAAGGGACUAA
Messenger RNA from Aspergillus puulaauensis, 480 nucleotides. Its product is annotated as RBM8 family RNA-binding protein. Gene Ontology annotation, molecular function: mRNA binding. NCBI's taxonomy places the organism in Eukaryota, Fungi, Ascomycota, Eurotiomycetes, Eurotiales, Aspergillaceae. The record is from RefSeq and is a predicted model, not a curated record. Gene Ontology annotation, cellular component: nucleus; cytoplasm; exon-exon junction complex. Gene Ontology annotation, biological process: RNA splicing. Bases 1 to 480 code for a protein of 159 amino acids. The transcript has 2 exons.